AUGUUCAAAUUAGUGGUGUUGUGCGCUUUCGUGGCAGCAUCGGUUGCUGACCCCGACCCACAAAUUUUCGCAGCUCCUGCUUACGCUCCUGGUAUUAUUUCUCCUGCAGCAAGAAUUUUGCCAGCCUCCAGCUACUUGUACCAGUCACCACUAUUCUCAGCACCUCUGUCAUACUCAUCUCCCUUGGGCUAUACUCACCUCAUCAAGAAGCGGUCAGCACCACUCGUUCUGAACCCCUACUCCUUCCCCUCUUCAUACAUCGCACCUGGUAGCUACGCGUACUCAUCUCCGAUCGUGAGUUCCUACUCCGCUGCCGCUCCUUUGGUGCCAGCUAUCGGAUCUGGUCUUGUAUAUUCUUCAGGAGCUCAUUUCAUUAAGAAGCGGUCAGCACCCUUGUACUCAUCGGCCUACAUAGCUCCAUCAAGCUACAUCUCUCCUCUUAACUACGCCACACCUUUAGUAGCUUCAACUUACUCUGCCCCCGUCCUUUCAACCCCCUUGAUCUCAUCCGCACCUGUCUCCUACGCGACUCAUCUCAUCAAGAAACGCUCUGCUCCUCUAGCCAUCGCCGCCUACUCUGCUCCUGGAUCUUAUUCUCAUGAAUCCCGGUUUGAAUACAAGGCAACUGGACCAGUCACCGAGACCUACACAUCUUAUCCUGCUCCUCUGUCUUACUCUCAACCCAUUGCUUACUCUCAUCUGUACUAG
Messenger RNA from Danaus chrysippus (African queen), 708 nucleotides. The record is from the annotation of a GenBank genome assembly. Lineage: Eukaryota; Metazoa; Arthropoda; Insecta; Lepidoptera; Nymphalidae.